AUGCAGGGGACCUCGGCCGGCCACCUCGGAGCAUCCAUGGACCGGGCCACCCUCUUCGUCCUCGGUCACCCGACGGCCACCGCCCAACCAGCCCCUCCCGAGGUCGCUAGGGGCUGUGCCCCCCCACCCCGGCGGCCUCCUGAGGCUCACAGACCCCCGCGCUGCAGUAGCAGGAGGGUCACGGGUCCUCUGAAUUUGCUCGUGGAAACACUUCCACGCACGGUCCAGCAAAGGGCAAAGCUGCUGCAGCACCAGCCUCUUCCCCGGAUCUUCCCAGCGUUCCUGGCCAGUGAGGUGGGCAUGCGGCAGCUCCGCGCUGACAGGAAGGAAGGUCGAGCGAGACCCGGGGCGCAGGAAGAGGCGAGGAGCAAACUGAAAGAGAGAAAAAGCCACCGGGCUGGAAACGGUGACAACGGGUGGCUGGGGAAGCCGGACCCACCUCCCCCAGGUGCUGCCCCGAGCAUCACCCCCACCACCGGGUCCUCCACCACCAGCAGCAGCCGGAAGAGCAGGCUGGUGGAGGUGGUUGAGGCCCCAUCCCUGGAGGUGUUCAAAAGCCGGGACCUGCUCAACUCCUGGGUUGACGGGGAACGCCUGGCCACCAUCCGCACGGCUGGGAUACUGCUGGUGGCUGAGCCCUUGUGUGCUCUGGUAGGAGAAACAGACCUCAGCACGGAUGUCCUGCAAGCCCUGACGGAGGCUCUGGACGGUGAGGCUUGGAUCAAUCGCUACCGCAAGCAGCUGGUGAGGUCCAUCUCACCGCAGUUCCUGGAGGAGAUCAUCUGCUACCUGCGGAAGCUGGACCUCCUCACGGUGGAGGAGGCCAGCCGGGCGCAGGAGGCCAGCUCCCUGCCCGAGCAGGUGAGGGCAGUGGUGGACAUCCUGGCUGGCAAGGGCAGCUACGCCUCCCAGUCCCUGCAGAGCUUCAUCGAGACCACCAAUUCCCAGCUCUACCUUCACAUCACUGUCUAUGAACCCAUGGUGCAGAAGCACCUGGAGAGCCUCCAAAACUACUAUGGGAACGGCUUGGAGACAGGUCCCCUCCAGCGACUCACCAACCUGCUCCUGGUGGAAGGCCUGACUGAUAUCCAGCAGAAGGAGCAUGACAUCCUGCAGAUUGAAGCCACCAAAGGCCUACGAAAUGCAUCCAAGAGCAUCCCUCUAGAGAAGCUCUUCCUGCCUCUCUCCAAGGUCAGCAUCCCACCCCGGAUCUCUGUCACCAUCGGAGUGGCCGGGAUUGGCAAAAGCACACUGGUGAAGCUGUUUGUCUACACCUGGGCAAAGGGGGAGAUCAACAGGGACAUCAUCUUUGUGCUGCCCCUCACCUUCCGGGAGCUCAACACCUACGAGAAGCUCUCUGCAGAAAGGCUCAUCUGCCUGGCCUUUCCUCACAUCACCGAGCCCAACUGCAUCUGGGCGGGAGCCGCCAGGACCCUCCUCAUCCUCGACGGCUUGGAUGAGUUCAAGACUCCUUUGGAUUUUUCCAACACGGUAGUAUGCACCGAUCCCAAAAAGGAGAUCCAGGUGGACAACCUGAUCACCAACAUUAUACGUGGCAACCUGCUGCAGGAGGCUUCUGUCUGGGUCACGUCGCGGCCAACGGCAGCCAGCCAAAUCCCCGGCGGCCUUGUCGACCGGAUGACGGAAAUACGAGGGUUUGGAGCUGCAGAGAUGAAGGACUUCUUGGACCAGAUGUUCCUUGACAACAGAGACUUAUCCGGCCAGGUCUUGCGUCACAUCAGGGCUAACAGGUCCUUACACGUCAUGUGCACUGUUCCUGGCUUUUGCUGGAUUUCUGGCUCCUCCAUCGGUUAUUACCUAAAAACCAGCACCGAUCAAUCCCAAGAAACACCCGUGGUCCCCAGGACGCUAUCAGAAAUCUACUCCUACUAUUUUAAGAUGGCUCUGAGCAGCGACUGGCCAGAAAAGCCGAGAGAAACCCUCAGGAUCGAGCAGGCUGUGAACAACAGCAAGAAGAUCGUGGGCAGCCUGGGCAGACUGGCCUUCUACGGGCUGCUCAAAAAGAAAUACGUGUUUUACGAGCCGGACAUGAAGGCGUACGGCAUCGACCUCUCCUUGCUGCAGAGCAGCUUGUGCAGCCGGCUCCUGCUCAAGGAGGAGAUGCAGUCCUUCACGGCCUACUACUUCUCCCACUUAACCAUCCAGGAGUUUCUAGCAGCUAUUUAUUAUUACACGGCAGCGAAACGGGCACUAUUUGACCUUUUCACGGAGAGCGGGAUGUCCUGGCCCAAGUUGGGCUUCCUCAACCACUUCAAGAGCGCUGUUCAGAAGUCGCUGCAGGCAGAGGACAGGCAGCUGGACAUCUUUGUGCGUUUUCUCUCCGGGCUCCUCUCCCCACAGGUGAACAAGCUGCUCUCUGGGUGGCUGCUGGUGAAGGACGAGCACAACAGCUUCAGGAGCCAAGCCAUCAGCUUCCUCCAGGGCUGCCUGAACACCAACUAUGACAUCUCCUCGCGGACAGUGAACACCAUGCACUGCCUGUAUGAAAUUCAGCACACGGAGAUCGCCAAGACUGUGGAAGAAGCCAUGAAGAAUGAGAGCUUGGCCGGGAAGCUCACCCCCGUGAACUGCUCUGCCCUGGCUUAUCUCCUGCAGGUCUCUGACGUCUGCACGGAGGAGACAAACCUCUCCAACUGCCUCACCUACAACGUCUGUAAGAGCCUGCUCUCCCAGCUCCUCUUCUGCCACAACCUCAGGCUGGACAAUAACCAGUUUAAGGACAACGUGAUGGAGCUGCUUGGCAGCGUGCUGAGUGUGAAGGACUGCCAGAUCCAGAAGCUCAGCUUGGCAGAAAAUCAGAUCAGCAACAAGGGAGCCAAAGCACUGGCCAGGUCACUGAUGGUGAACAGGAGCCUGAUGGUGCUGGACCUGAGGAGCAACUCCAUCGGCCCCACCGGAGCAAAAGCACUAGCUGAUGCGCUGAAAAAAAACCAAGUCCUGCUCUCCCUCAACCUGCAGCACAACACCAUCAAGGAGGAUGGUGCCACCUUCCUGGCUGAGGCCCUGUUGACCAACCGCAGGCUGACAACCCUACACCUGCAGAAGAACGCCAUCGGAGCCCAGGGUGCCAGGAAGAUAGCGGAGGCGCUGAAGCAGAACUGCAGCCUGAAGGAGCUGAUACUCUCCAGCAACUCAGUAGGAGACAACGGCUCGGUUGCCUUGGCUGAAGCUCUGAAGGUGAAUCACAGUCUGCAAAGCCUCGAUCUCCAGAGCAACUCCAUCAGCAGCACUGGGGUCACCGCGCUGACAGCAGCUCUCUGCUCCAACAAGGGACUCAUCAGCCUCAACCUGCGGGAGAACUCCAUCAGCAAGGAGGGGGGCCCCGCCAUCGCCCGCGCCCUGCGGACCAACAGCACCCUCAGGAAGCUGGACUUGGCAGCGAACCUGCUCUACGACGAAGGCGGCAAGGCCAUUGCUUUAGCCAUGAAAGAGAACCGGGCACUCACCUCCCUCCACUUGCAGUGGAACUUCAUCCAGGCAAACACUGCCACGGCCCUGGCACAAGCACUACAGUCCAACAGCAACCUGGUCAGCCUUGACUUGCAGGAGAAUGCCAUUGGAGACGAGGGAAUGGCCGCCCUCUCCGCUGCACUGAAGGUCAACACAACCCUGGCAGAUCUCCACCUGCAGGCGGCUUCAUUUGGUGCAGAUGGUGCCAAAGCCCUGGCAGAAGCCUUGAUGGUCAACAAGAGCCUGCAGAUCCUGGACUUGCGGGGAAACUCCAUUGGUGCGGCAGGGGCCAAGGCGAUGGCCAACGCGCUGAAGGUGAACCGCAGCCUCCGCUGGCUCAACCUGCAGGAAAACUCCCUGGGCAUGGACGGAGCCAUCUACAUCGCCGCCGCUCUGAAGGGCAACCACGGCCUCACCUAUGUGAACCUGCAGGGGAACCACAUUGGCCAGUCGGGAGCCAAGAUGAUCUUCGACGCCAUCCGGACAAACUCACCCGACUGCGUUGUGGACGUGUGAGGGUGCCUGGCCACAGCCAGGAGGUGGCCUGGUGGGUCCCUUUGGCCAGUGUGCCCCCCAGGGAGCUGCUGGAUUCUCUGCCCACCUGUCUCAGAUGGGGCAAGGAGAGGUCCCGAGCUCCCCAUCACGGCCCACGAGGAGCUGGGGCCUCUGGAUCAGCAGCGCAGGAAGGUCAAGACUCACUGGUGUUGAAAGUUGGGGGAUGCAUGACCAUGUCCCUGUUCAUCCAGGCCCUGGGGGAGCUUCAAGGAACGGGUGAAAUGGAAAAAGAAGGGAGGAGGGGGCAGAUCCCACAUCCUUCUUGGUUUUGUAGGUGAUUCACCUGCCACCGCCGGUGGCAGCGACCCCCUCUGGUGAUCUCCAUGGGGUUACAGCCCCAGACCGGGUGCAUCCUGACCGCCCUGGAGCUCUGCUCUCCUCCAGCCAAGGGUCCCAGUGCUUUGCUCCAACUCUUCUGCCUCUAGUUGUGGCAGGGAUCCCAGGAGAAGGGGGUAAAACACAGGCAGGAUUCACAGCCAUCCUUUCUUGCCUGGCCCUGCAGGCUGCCCUUGGCAUCUCAGAGGGAGGUGAGGUUUGCUGUCUCCUUGCUCAGAGGAGAGCGGUGCCCUGGACCUGGGCACUUCAGAGCAGGGUCCAAGGCAGCAAGUGUUUUGCCAGCCCUCAAUAACAGGUUGGUGCUGGCCCAGCUGGCCUGAAGUGUUUGUUGGUGCUGUUCUUCAUCAAAGAGAGAGACAUCCCAAAGCAUAAGAUGGUUCCAUCUAGAAAGACCUUGGAAAAUAAAGAGCCCUUGGGAGAACAGGAGGAGGGUGAACAUAAGAGGAACGGCACUGCACAAGGAUGGGCCAUCUCCAGCACACGUGUCUCGGUGCUACACCAGGACUGCCUUAUCAUGAAGUUCUGCCUCUCGAGUACAGGCUGGAUUUCUUGGGUGUCCUGCUGCUGUCAUCGGUGACAAGCUGUGUGACCUUGGGAUGUGUCUUCCCAACGUCCCAACUGCAGGCAGGGUCCUCCCCUGGCAGGUCACCUUUUGGGCAGAGGUGCCAGGUGAUGCCCUCGUGUGCGUGGCAGGGACCCAGACUCUCCAGAAGGUGCCAGGUUUGCAGGUGGGCCAGUAGCCAAACUACGCAACACCUCCCCAGAGCCCACCUCCAGCCACUGCCCCCUCUCCCACCUUCACCCCCACCAGAGCCCACCCCGAGCCACGCUGCUGCUGCAGGCAGGGACCUCUGUGGGCUGAUCCUGGAGAAACGCUGGGUUGAGCUGU
Messenger RNA from Calidris pugnax (ruff), 5251 nucleotides. RefSeq names its product NLR family, CARD domain containing 3 (gene NLRC3). The coding region runs from base 1 to 3987 and encodes 1328 amino acids. Lineage: Eukaryota; Metazoa; Chordata; Aves; Charadriiformes; Scolopacidae. The record is from RefSeq and is a predicted model, not a curated record. Gene Ontology annotation, cellular component: cytosol. The transcript is spliced from 25 exons. Gene Ontology annotation, biological process: negative regulation of canonical NF-kappaB signal transduction; regulation of apoptotic process. Gene Ontology annotation, molecular function: protein binding.